CUUGCGGAGACAACUGCCGACUGUCAACGCACGGCUGGAAUCAAGUAAAUAGUUAUAUAAACCAAAAGCUACCAGGGGAAACAUUAACUUUACUUGAAAAUGGCUUAAUUAUCUUUGCGUUAUUUGGAACACGUUUAAAGCUCCGGCUGGAUAUAUUUGCAAGGGAUAAAACAACUCCACAAUAUGAACUUCGGUCUCCGAAGUUCAUAUUGUCUUGGAACGUCUUGGGUAUUAUUUUCCGAAUAUUGUGUUCAUAUAGUAGUACGUUUAUCACUUGAUAUUAAUUUGUAGUAGCCGUAUUCUUUUGGCGCUCGAGCUUCUUGUGCCUGUUGACGAGGUGAUAUAUGUGGAUACCUGAGAAGCAGCUCGCGACCUUAAUACACGCAAACAAGACCAAGGCUAUGAAAUGUUUCUUCUAUGUGCUUUAGUCUAUUUCAUGUGCCUUUUUGACUGUUGAUUAGCCAAACGGAGUACUGAAGUUCAUAUCAUAGGCUAUUAUUAAACUGAAAAUCGUAUAAAAAUGUUAUAGAAUUUGUGUUUGAAAUUCUAACAUUGAAACGUUGUUUUAGUUAUUGCUCGAGGAUGCGAUCAAAGACUGUUGUAAUUCAGCCGGUUGUGUUAGACAGUCCUCAGCCUCAGACCUAGCCAAUAUGUAUAUUAGUGGAGUGGACGUCCUGCACAAAACGCUAUGCCAGGCUCCGUUUUAAAGGAGCACAGCCCAGCGCUCUCGGCCUAAUGACUCAUGUCUCCCUGCUCCAGCGUGGCUCUGUGACCCAGUCACACGUCUAGGAUGAGCACGGAUCUAGAGCACAUGUCGCUCAACUCCUCCUCGGCCAACUCUGUGGCCUCGAGUGCCCGCACGCUGUCAGCCAACGUCAAGAAGCUGCACAACGCUCUCAACCUGCUGCUUAACGACUUGGAGCGGGAGCAAUUCAUUCACUGCCUCAACGUGUACCACUCCAAGCGUAAUGUCUACGACCUGGUUCAAACCCUCAAAGUCAUUCUCAAUGCGCCCAGCAAACGCCAACUUCUGCCCAUGCUACGGCUGGUCAUUCCACGCUCUGACCAGCUUUUGUUUGACCAGUACACCUCGGAGGGCCUUUACUUGAAAUCGGAUUUACUUGCCAGAAAUGGGAGCGCCGAAGCGGUGGGCGAAGGUUCCAGUGCGAGUCCAACUCCCCCCGGAUCUCAGGUUGCGCUGCGCAGCUCCCCGGAUAGUUUCAGCACCUGCAGUGAUGGGACAGCUCCCCUCGUACCGCUGCUCGGGAGAAGCUUCUUGCACGAGCCUCCAGGAGAGGUCCGACAGGUGACCCUGAAACGGCACAAGAGCAACGAGGGCUUGGGUUUCAGUAUCCGCGGCGGCUCAGAGCACGGGGUCGGAAUCUAUGUGUCUCUGGUGGAGCCAGGAUCCCUGGCCGAGAAAGAGGGACUGAGGAUUGGCGAUCAGAUUAUGAAAGUCAACAGCACAGUGUUCGAUAAAGUCACGCACGCUGAAGCGGUGAAGGUGUUGAAGGGCAGUAAGAAGCUGUCCCUGUCGGUGCAGUCGGUGGGGCGUAUCCCAGGGGGUUAUGUCACUAACCAUGUGUACACCUGGGUGGACCCUCAGGGUCACAGUGUCCCCCCUCCCCCUGACCUCCCAGAGCACCGCAGUGCCACCCUGAGACACACCGACAGCCAACGACGCAGCACCAUGCAGAUACUGCAGGAGGGAGAUGAGAAGAAGGUGAACCUGGUAUUGGACGAUGGCCGUUCACUAGGUCUGAUGAUCCGGGGUGGGGCAGAGUAUGCCUUGGGGAUCUACAUCACCGGAGUGGACCGGGGUUCUGCCGCAGAGUGUGGUGGACUUAAGGUGGGCGACCAGAUCCUGGAGGUGAACGGGUGCAGCUUCCUGGGUAUCCCCCACGACGAGGCGGUGCGCGUGCUCAAGUCAUCGCGCCACCUGAUAAUGACUGUGAAGGACGUGGGGCGCUUGCCACAUGCCAGGACAGUAGUGGGGGAGACCAAGUGGAUUGCCAGCUCCCAAAUCGCUGAGAGCUCUGCCAGCGGCAGUGUGGCUGGCUUGUCCAUGGACCAAGGAGCAUCGGGAAGGAUGGUGUUCUAUAAGGGUAUGGCUGGCUCCCAGGUGACCCUGUCCAGCCCGGUGAACCAGAGCAGAGCCAUGCUGGAGGAACAGGCCCGCCACCUGCUGACAGAGACAGAGAGGCAGACCAUGGGCUACUACGUGGAGGAGUACCGAGACGGACACAUAGGGGUGGAGCAGCUGGUCUUGGCCCUAUUUGAACUGCUCAACACACAUGCCAAGUUCGCCCUGCUAUCAGAGGUGCGUGGCCUGGUAACUCCCCAGGAUCUGGAGCGUUUCGAUGGGAUGGUGCUGCGCCACAAGAUCCAGGCUUUGGAGGCUCGGCAGGGGAGUGCCUGUGCGGCCGCUCUCCACUCUGACUCCAUCUCUAUGGUCUCCUACCCAGAUACCCUGGCCUCCUCGUCAACGAGCAACAUGACCUCCACCACCCUCAGUUCUGCACGGAAUGACAGUAUGGUGGACAGUAAUGGGGAGGAGUCUCAAGAGAGUCUGAAUGUACUGCCUGACAUCUCUCUGGAUGAGGUGCAUUCCACAUCCGAAUCUCCCCCCACCUUCAACCCCCCACCCCCCCCAGGGCUGCAGAGGCAUCCCAGCAGACGAGACCAGGUCAAAAAACGCCCUUCCUCCGAAUCCUCUUAUUCUGGACUCUACUUCACCGCCCCUGCCCAUAACCCACCCAAGGACCAGAGGGGGAACCAAGGGUCCCCCUCCUCACCCAAGGUCCCCCUACAAAAUGAUUUCUCCGUCCCCCAUAAGAGGGACCCCUCCGUCCCCCAUAAGAGGGACCCCUCUGUCCCCCAUAAGAAGGAGAUGGCAACUUCCAAGUUUUCCAUGGUCAACAAGCACGCCAUAGGCCCCUUCCAUAGAGUCCAGUCAUCUAUUAAGACCACCAAACCUGCCGCUCCCUCCCCAUAUCUACCCCCUCCCCCUCCACUCCCUGCCCCAUCCACACCCCCUCUCCUUCCACACAGCCCGGACAAGGCCUCCUCUGGCUCCAACAAACAGCACUUUGUCAUGGUGGUGGUCCACAGGCCCAAUGCAGAGUCUGACGUCAACGAGGUGCGGUCCCUGCCCAGUCACGAGUGUGUCCCUGUGCCAGUCUCUAACCUUCUGCACCCAUCCCCUCAAGGUGCCACCCUGUCCCAUCUGUCAGACAGUGGACAGACACUGAGUGAGGACAGCGGGGUGGACAUUAGCGAGUCGGGGCGACUCAGCAGGGAAAGCAGUCCCCACACACGCCCCCCACGAGACCCCAAGGGGGCACGUGGGGACAGCACCGCCAAACCGCCGGGUCUCUUGGAGCGUAGCUCCACACUGGUGAGGGUGGCAAAAAGUGCCAGCACCCUGGGCAUCGCCAUCGAAGGAGGUGCCAACACUCGCCAGCCCCUGCCACGCAUCGUCACCAUACAGAGGGGCGGUUCGGCACACAACUGCGGGCAGCUGCAGGUGGGUCAGGUAAUCCUGGAGGUAAACGGGGUUUCCCUGAGGGGCCGGGAGCACAGGGACGCAGCGCGCCUCAUUGCUGAGGCUUUCAAGACCAAAGAGACAGAACACGUGGACUUCCUGGUCACGGAGUUCAACGUGGCACUGUAGGAGGAAGUAAAGGAAGAAGAGAAGGAGAGAGAGACUCUUAUCAUGGAGGGAGGAGGGACAGGGGCUACAGAGCUGGAGAGGAUAGGGGGUGGCUGUGGGGGCAAAGCGGCAUAGUCCUACACACUGUUCUGUACAUUGGUUCAUCUACCAACCUUUAUCUGGUCACUUGGCCUCACCAUCCUCAACAUCCUCCAGCUUUAGCCCCAAAACUAGACACGGACACAGUUGCACUCUAAGUUGAGAAGUUGCCAUGAUUUCUGAUUUUCAUGGACUUUCACCAUCCUUGUGACCUUGGUUUUUAGGAUACUCCCUGCAGCAGUCAUUUCUCUGGACACCUUAUUGUAUGUGUUUAUGGCAAAAUCAUGUACUGUCACUCUAUAUGUGUUGGCUAGUGGCUUCAUCCUGUGGAUCUCAAAUGGACAAUUGGACAAUGACGCCAUCAGCACUAGAGCUCUGGCAGAAGAUAUGCUCCUGAAGCGGUCAGUUAGUGGUCAGUUAGCGGUCAGUGUCUACUAACCUGCGUCAGUCUGAGAGACUACCAGCACACGCAAGAGACACAGGCUGUGUCGCAAAUAGGACCCUAUUCCAAUAUAGCGCACUACCUUUGACCAGAACCCUAUGUGCCCUGGUAAAUAGUAGUGCACUAAAUAGGGAAUAAGGUGGGACGCAAGCCAGCCUUCCAUCCAGCAGAUGGAAGAGGCAGGAGGAAACACCAUUUUCCAAUGACAGUUUGUUUUUGUAAAUGUACAAAUGUAGAUACUAUACAAUAUAUACAUAAAGAUAAUCUAUGAAUUAUAGAAACCUAUCUUACAUGCUUAAAAAGUAGAAUUCUUCAAAGUGUACUGUUAAGUCCCUUUUCUGCAAAUGUGUCCCCAAGUGAAGAGUAAUGGAGAUGAUUGUGUUUUAAUUGCCCUCUCUAGCAGUGCUAGUCAGCCGUACUAUUUGUGUUUACACAAGGGGCUUGCAGGGGCCUGCGUCACAUAGUAAUUACUAAGAGGUAGUAAUGAGGCAUUUGGGAAAGGAAACUGCUGCAGAAGCUCUCUCCGAUACACACUCCCAGAACACAUGUGGCCCAGCACACACACACACACAGGCAUGCCAUCUUACCACACAAACACACAAGCACACAAACAGGCAGAAGUCACGGUGGAUUGAUGGAGAGCUGAUGCUAAGAACUUGAAGAAGCACUUUAUCCAAUAAUUGAACAGGUAUGAGGAGCAAGUCAUGGCAAUCAGGAAGAGGAAAAGAGAAAUAGAGAGAGACGGAGAGACACAGAGAGACACAGAGAGAAAGACAGAGUGCGAGCGAGAGACAGAGAGACACAGAGAGAGACAGAGAGACACAGAGAGAGACAGAGAGGC
Messenger RNA from Oncorhynchus gorbuscha (pink salmon), 5034 nucleotides. RefSeq names its product whirlin-like. Gene Ontology annotation, biological process: sensory perception of sound; auditory receptor cell stereocilium organization. The record is from RefSeq and is a predicted model, not a curated record. Gene Ontology annotation, molecular function: protein binding. The transcript is spliced from 12 exons. The coding region runs from base 791 to 3673 and encodes 960 amino acids. Gene Ontology annotation, cellular component: stereocilia ankle link complex; plasma membrane; photoreceptor inner segment. NCBI's taxonomy places the organism in Eukaryota, Metazoa, Chordata, Actinopteri, Salmoniformes, Salmonidae.